Molecule: messenger RNA, 1323 nt
Organism: Sinocyclocheilus grahami
Lineage: Eukaryota; Metazoa; Chordata; Actinopteri; Cypriniformes; Cyprinidae
Gene: becn1
Product: beclin 1, autophagy related
Exons: 9
Coding region: 70-1161 (363 amino acids)
Biological process (GO): late endosome to vacuole transport; cellular response to nitrogen starvation; autophagosome assembly
Cellular component (GO): phosphatidylinositol 3-kinase complex, class III, type I; phagophore assembly site; phosphatidylinositol 3-kinase complex, class III, type II
Molecular function (GO): protein-macromolecule adaptor activity; phosphatidylinositol 3-kinase binding
Source: RefSeq, a predicted model, not a curated record
UUAUUUUAGGAGACCUUUUUGGAGAGCAAACAGGAUGGUGUGUCUCGGAAAUACAUCCCACCCGCAAGGAUGAUGUCAACUGAAAGCGCAAAUAGUUUCACUCUAAUUGGAGAAGCUUCAGAUGGAGGAACCAUGGAGAACUUGAGUCGCAGGCUGAAAGUGACAAGUGAUCUGUUUGAUAUCAUGUCUGGUCAGACAGACAUUGAUCACCCACUGUGUGAGGAGUGCACGGACACACUACUGGACCAUCUGGACACACAGCUCAGCAUGACAGAAAAUGAGUGCCAGAAUUACAAGAGCUGUUUAGAGUUGCUGUCUCAACUACCAGAGGAGGAGGAAGCCAGUCUACUGAAUGCACUGCAGCAGUUGAAACAAGAGGAGGAAUCUCUGAUCCAGGAGCUGGAGAGCAUUGAAGUGCAGCGCGAAGCCGUGGCUAAAGAGCUGGCUGAGGGACGCAACCAUAGCCAGCUGAUGGACACCGAAGAACUUCAGUAUCAGAAGGAGUACUGUGAGUUUAAGAGACAGCAGCUGGAGUUGGAUGAUGAUCUUAAGAGUGUGGACAAUCAAAUGCGUUACUGUCAGAUUCAGCUGGACAGACUCAAGAAGACCAACGUUUUCAAUGCCACCUUUCAUAUCUGGCACAGUGGGCAGUUCGGAACAAUAAAUAACUUCCGCCUAGGCAGAUUACCCAGUGUACCAGUGGAAUGGAAUGAGAUCAAUGCAGCCUGGGGUCAAACUGUACUUCUGCUGCAUGCACUUGCAAACAAGAUGGGACUAUGCUUUCAGAGAUAUCGACUUGUUCCUUAUGGAAACCAUUCCUAUUUGGAAUCUCUCACAGAUAAGUCCAAGGAGUUGCCGUUGUAUUGCUCUGGUGGUCUCAGAUUUUUCUGGGAUAAUAAAUUUGACCAUGCUAUGGUGGCCUUCCUUGACUGUGUCCAGCAGUUUAAAGAUGAGGUGGAGAAGGGCGACACAGGCUUUUGUCUGCCAUAUAGAAUGGAUGUGGACAAAGGAAAGAUCGAGGACACGGGUGGCAGUGGAGGUUCUUACUCUAUUAAGACUCAGUUUAACUCAGAGGAACAGUGGACCAAAGCCCUCAAGUUCAUGCUCACUAACCUGAAGUGGGGUCUGGCCUGGGUCUCCUCGCAGUUUUACAACCGUUAGAUUUGAUCUCGACUCUGACACCUGAUCAAUGACACCAGGAAACCACAUGAAAUCUUCACAGUACUAAGAUGAGAAUUUACCUAAUUAAAAUCUUUGUGUGUGUGUUUUGUUUAACUGUUAAACACCAUUAAAUACCAGUGAUGUGAAUUUGUGUUUGGUAUA